Messenger RNA from Laccaria bicolor S238N-H82, 405 nucleotides. RefSeq lists its product as uncharacterized. The record is from RefSeq and is a predicted model, not a curated record. Bases 1 to 405 code for a protein of 134 amino acids. The transcript is spliced from 3 exons. NCBI's taxonomy places the organism in Eukaryota, Fungi, Basidiomycota, Agaricomycetes, Agaricales, Hydnangiaceae.
AUGAGACGACCAGGCAACAUGAACCACAGUGGCGUAAACAUGCAAAGAACAGCAAACACCACAACCAAGCUGGAGUCCGUCAGAUAUUACAACGCCCUGGGGAGAAUAACCCUUGGGAGCCAAAUUGUAGAGGACCAAAUCUCCAACAUGAUGAUCCAAAUGCAGAACCAUGAGAACCCCCCAAUUACUUUUGUGCAGGUUUGUGAACAACUCAAUGCAUGGCUUGGUGGCUAUCAAUCAAUUCUCAAACAUAUGACACCAGGCAAUUUUAACUGGUUUAUACACACCAUGUUAUUCUACCACACAAAGUAUGUUCUCCACAAACAGCAGAUGAAGAAACCAGAAGAAGGUGAGGAGGAUAACUUGGGUUUAGAUGAAGAUGUCCAGGAUGAUGAGGAUAACUAA